Messenger RNA from Lucilia cuprina (Australian sheep blowfly), 1919 nucleotides. RefSeq lists its product as uncharacterized. The coding region runs from base 133 to 1770 and encodes 545 amino acids. The record is from RefSeq and is a predicted model, not a curated record. Gene Ontology annotation, molecular function: monocarboxylic acid transmembrane transporter activity. Gene Ontology annotation, biological process: monocarboxylic acid transport; transmembrane transport. The transcript is spliced from 3 exons. Lineage: Eukaryota; Metazoa; Arthropoda; Insecta; Diptera; Calliphoridae.
UUAUUUAUUUUUUUUCAGUUGGCCACACGUUCAAUAGAACCUUCGUUUGGUCUGUUGUUCGGUGAUUUAUUACGUGAUCUCAAUGUGGGUACCACUGGUGCGGCUGUGAUUAUUAGUACCUUAGAUGUAUGUAUGAAUUUUUCGGGCCUUUUUGUGGGGCCCUUACUAAAGGAGUUCUCCUAUCGCAAAGUAGCCAUUGCCGGUUCACUGCUCUGCGCUUUGGGUUUGGCGUGUACAAGCCCGGCGGCGAGUAUGGCCCAUAUAAUAGGAACAUAUGGUGUUUUAAAUGGCAUUGGCGUGGGUUUAGCAACUUCUGCGGCGUUUGUGGCAUUAAAUCAUUAUUUCAAAUAUAAACGUGGUCAGGCUGUGGGAUUAUCGAUGGCCGGUACCGCGUUGGGUAUGUUGAUUAUGCCCCAGCUGGUAAGAGUUCUAUUGGAAGCUUUUGGUUUUCGUGGAGCUGUUUUAUUAUUAGCUGGCGUGGCCUUAAAUGCCACCGUCGGUUCAGUAUUACUACAACCGGCCAAGUGGCAUAUGAAAGAUGAAAAAAUCGAUGAAGAAAUGAUAGUCAUCGCAGCUACAGCCCCACCAGAAUUUAAGGUUAUCCAAGAGGACGGCACCGAAGAAGAUGCUCUACCCGAAAUGAAUACUUUGCUCUUCCACAAACACAAUCAUCAGCAGCAGCAAAUGCGAAAGAAUUUCUCCGAAAUGAAUAUGAACACUAUGGUGGGCUCCAGAUUGGGUCUGCCCAAGAGACCAACAUUUCCCCGCAUUAUGUCUUUGGCUGGUGUACAAACGGCUGCUAAUGGUUAUCCCUCAAAUAGUGAUGUUAAUAUGACUUUAAGAAAUCGCAAACAAUCGGUUACUUCCAAUUUGUCUUAUAUGGAUUUUACUGGUUCCAUUUUACAAGUACACAUGAAUGUCGGCGAUGAUGAGUUCGAAGAAAAUGAUCGUGAACUGAAGAGAGUUAGCACAGCGACGGGUGCGUUUGGUAAUGCCCACCGUGAUUCUUUUAUUAAAAUGAAACCCACCGAAUUGGAAAAAGCUACCGAAAUUGCUGCUGCUGAAAAACAGGCUGAAAAGAAACCUGGUUUUUGGACAAGAUUUGCUGAUAUUAUGGAUGUGGAUUUGCUAAAAGAUAAAAUGUUCCUAAAUAUACUUUUCGGCUUAUCGAUAUUUUAUGUAGCCGAAAUGAAUUUUAAAAUGGUGACACCUUUCUUUUUUGCCAAUUUGGGUUAUAAUAAAGCCGAUGUAGCCUAUUGUUUGUCCAUUACCGCUAUUACUGAUAUUGCUGCUCGUAUUGUUUUACCGCCUAUAUUCGAUCGUACGAAUAUUAAAAAACGUACCGUUUUCUUGGUAUCCAUUAUAUUUGUAGCCAUUACCAGAUCAAUUAUGGCCGAACAAACAGAAUGGAGUCAACUAAUGAUUUGGCUGUCAAUUUGUGGUUUCUUCAGAGGUUCAGCACUCAGUAAUUUCACGCUAACAGUUUCUGAGUACUGUUCUCUGGAGAAACUACCUUCAGCCUUUGGUUGGCAUUUAGUAGGUAAAGCUGUAUUUGUUAUAUGUUUUGGUCCCCUCAUCGGACUCAUACGUGAUAUUACCAAUAGUUAUCCCAUUUGUAUUCAUGCUCAAAGUGUUUGUAUUCUCUUGUGUGGUGUGGCCUGGACCAUUGAAUAUUUCAUUGAAUACAUGCAACUGCGAAAGUCGAAAAAAGCAGCAGCAGCUGAAGCUGCAACAGAUAAUAAUGCUCCCGAUAUAAGUUAUAAACAAUAGUUGCUUUCGUUAUCAAAUGAAAACCUUAUAUUUUUUUUGAUAAAUAAUAAAGUAUAUUAGACCAAUUUCUAAUUUUUAUACAAAUAUUUAUAACUAUAUACAUAUGUACAUUUAAAUACAAUAAUACAUUUACAAUACAUACAUGUAAU